Fraxinus pennsylvanica is the source of this 471-nucleotide messenger RNA. Lineage: Eukaryota; Viridiplantae; Streptophyta; Magnoliopsida; Lamiales; Oleaceae. The record is from the annotation of a GenBank genome assembly.
AUGCAAAGAUCAAGAGAAGUAAAGAAACACAAGUUUCAACUUAGAGGAUGCAAGGCAUUGUGCUGUAGUUGCAGACUCAGUGUAUCUUCUUCCUCUGAAGAAGCUGAAAGCUCGAAUUCUGAUAGAUUUCCAACUAUCUCCAGCAUUGCACAUGCCAUGGUUCAAGAAAGGCUAGAUCAAAUGAUCAGAGAAAGACGGGAGGCGAGGAACGAAGAGAGAAGAAGGAUAAGACAGAGAGAAACUAAGUUUGUUGUCAUGGUCGCAAUGGAGAAAUCCUCCUAUGAUCCCAGAGAGGAUUUUAGAGAGUCCAUGGAGCAGAUGAUAAUUGUUAACCGUAUUCGUGAUGCUAAGGAUCUUCGCAGCCUCUUAGAUUAUUAUUUGACAAUGAAUUCAGAGGAAUAUCGAGGAAUCAUACUCGAGGUAUUCCAUGAAGUUUGUACUAAUUUAUUUCUCUAUUGUAAGUGUCGUUGA